Molecule: messenger RNA, 1787 nt
Organism: Eriocheir sinensis (Chinese mitten crab)
Lineage: Eukaryota; Metazoa; Arthropoda; Malacostraca; Decapoda; Varunidae
Product: somatostatin receptor type 2-like
Exons: 3
Coding region: 358-1644 (428 amino acids)
Biological process (GO): G protein-coupled receptor signaling pathway
Cellular component (GO): neuron projection; membrane
Molecular function (GO): somatostatin receptor activity; peptide binding
Source: RefSeq, a predicted model, not a curated record
CAUUCUAACAUAUUCUUCUUUUUCUUCCAGGUAUCAGCGCGCGGUUCACCCUCAACACACACGCCGCGAAUCGGCUGGUGUUCAGAAGCGACUGGAUCUCAGAGGCCGGACAUAACCAAGUGCUGUUGAGAGGUGCUUGCUGAGUGUGCUGAGUCGUGCUGAGCCAGGUGUGUGAGGCUGGUCCCCGCUGAGGCUGCGUCGGUGGAGUGUUUCAGCAGCGCAGCGCAGCACCAGCGGAGGGAGCAGCGCCGGGAGGGAGGGGAGGCGGGGCGUGGGCGCGGCGUGGGCACGGGGCGGCGAGGUAUAAAGGGUUGUCUUGUCAGGUCUCGCAGCAACAGUAGCAGUGCAGCCGCCGCCAUGGAGAACGCAACGUUGGACUUCGUGCCGCUCAACUGCUCCUUCCUGUCGCUGCUGGAGGAGGCGAACUACAGCGAGGCGUCGGACGUCAACUGUACCCUCAGCCUGUUUGACGGCGGCGAGGGGCGCAUGAGCACGGCGGCGGUGGUGGUGACGCAGCUGUUCUACGCCCUCACCUGCCUCGUGGGCCUGUGCGGCAACACGCUCGUCAUCUACGUGGUCACCAGGUUCUCCAAGAUGCAGACAGUCACCAACCUCUACAUUCUCAACCUGGCCAUCGCCGACGAGCUCUUCGUCAUCGGCAUUCCCUUCCUCAUGACCACGUCGCUGCUCGGUCACUGGCCCUUCGGCUCCCGGAUGUGCAAGCUGUACAUGGUCACCACCUCGCUCAACCAGUUCACCAGCUCGCUCUUCCUCACCAUCAUGAGCGCCGACCGCUACAUCGCCGUGUGUCACCCCAUCAGCUCGCCCAAGUUCCGCACGCCCAUGAUCUCCAAACUGGUGUCGCUCACGGCCUGGACGCUCUCCGCCCUCAUGAUUGUGCCGGUCUUCAUGUACUCCAACACCCUCGAGGACAAGGGCCGCGACAACUGCAACAUUUUCUGGCCCGAGAGUGACGGCGUGCGCGGCGAGAUCGCCUUCAUCCGCUACUCCUUCGCCCUGGCCUUCGGCAUCCCGCUGUGUCUCAUCUUCGUGUUCUACAGUCUUGUGCUGCACAAGCUGAAGACCGUCGGCCCCAAGACCAAGUCCAAGGAGAAGAAGAAGUCCCGGCAGAAGGUGACGCGCCUGGUGCUGACGGUGAUCACGGUGUACGUACUGUGCUGGCUGCCCUACUGGGUGAUGCAGCUUACGCUCAUCCUCAGCCCGCCCAAGGUGGGUCACAGCAACUUCAAGCUGGUGCUGUACAUGAUCUCCUCCUGCCUCUCCUACAUCAACUCGGCGCUCAACCCCAUCCUGUACGCCUUCCUCAGCGACAACUUCAAGAAGAGCUUCAUGAAGGCGUGCACGUGUGCCGCCCGCCGGGACGUCAACAACGCCCUCAAGCCGGAAAACUCCAUGUUCGCUGUGCGCUACCGCGGCACCUCCGUGCGCUCCCGCCUCACCGGCAAAGACCGGGAGUCCGCCGAGGGCACCACCUCCCAGUGCGGCCUCAGCAAGGAGCCCUCGACGGCCGUCACCACCACCAUCACCUCGGCCAAGCCCAGCCAGAACUCCAGCGAGGCCGAUGACCACUCCGUCAGGAACGGCCGCUCGCCCGGCCCCCGCCUCCCCGACCUCCUGCAGUGAGCGGCGGCACCCACACAAGCCGCUGCGUGCCGGGAUCACCCGUCCCCAGCCCCCUUGUGACGUGCGGCGCCAAACUUUGUACACGUGAAGUCUCCCCAACCCUCCUCCCCACCCCGGCCAAGCAGUGACACGUGCCACCUCCA